Molecule: messenger RNA, 2266 nt
Organism: Anolis carolinensis (green anole)
Lineage: Eukaryota; Metazoa; Chordata; Lepidosauria; Squamata; Anolidae
Product: zinc finger protein 436
Exons: 6
Coding region: 274-2160 (628 amino acids)
Biological process (GO): regulation of transcription by RNA polymerase II
Cellular component (GO): nucleus
Molecular function (GO): RNA polymerase II cis-regulatory region sequence-specific DNA binding; DNA-binding transcription activator activity, RNA polymerase II-specific
Source: RefSeq, a predicted model, not a curated record
AAAGCGAAACUAAUUAAUCUGAGCCAAUCCUUCUUUCUAGAAGCUCUUUUUUAAAGCUAGACCACGCUAAUCUUGGCCCCGGGAAUCAAAGAACCCCAGGUGUGGAUCUGGGCGAGUAAGAGAGAGAUUAAAGUGAAAGAGGAGAGAGAAGAGAAGAGCAAUGCCACACGCCAUUCUUGAUUUACAGCAAGGCUGCUCUAAUCUGUUCCUUACCCUGUCAACGACCCAGCUGCCGAGAGGAACCUGGCAGCAGUGAAAUAUCUAACGGAAAGGAUGGGAGGGAAGGACUCUUCUGAGCCCAACCUGGGAAAAGGCCCUUCCCUCAUUCAGGCCAAGCCUAGUGGAGCAUUGGAGGAGAGAGCCACACAGAAGAGCCUGCCGGAGGAAGUGCUCUCUUCAGAUUUACUGCGCCAACAAUUCAGGGAGUUUAGCUACAGGGAGACGUUGGGACCUCAGGAGGUUUGCAGCCAGCUGCACCUUCUCUGCCGCCAGUGGCUCCGGCCAGAAAGACACACCAAGGCGGAGAUGUUGGACUUGGUGGUCUUUGAGCAGUUCCUGGCUCUCCUUCCGCCUGAGAUGUCGUCCUGGGUGAGAGAAUGUGGGGCAGAGACCAGUUCCCAGGCGGUGGCCCUGGCAGAAGGCUUCCUCCUGAGUCAGGCCGAGAAGAGGCAGGAAGAGGAGCAGAAUUUCUUUCCGGAAAGGAUCCCUGAGGGUGAGCAGUCAAAGGCAGCAGCCAGUCAAGGGCAGCAGCCAAGGUGGAUGAUGCGGGAUGGAGAAGGAAAGUCUCCCUCAAUGAAAGAGGGAACAAGGACUGGGUCUACACGUAUCGGUGCAUCUCUUCCUCAUGAUGAACAGAUGACUUUUGAAGAGGUGGCUGUGGAUUUCACGGAAGAAGAGUGGGCUCUGUUGGACUCAGGCCAAAGGGCCCUUCAUCAGAAGGUGAUGGAGGAGAAUUUGGAAAUCCUGUUCUCUCUGGGAAGAAAUUCUGGAAACAAUUCCUCGUUAAGGUCCCAACUUCUGACUGAUCAAAGAACCAAAACAGCAGAAAAAUCACCUAAGCGUUUGAAGGGUAACAAUAGAUUCAGUCAAAAGGCAUUUCUCUCCCGUUACCAAUCAGAUCACACAAGGAAGAAACUAUUUCAUUGUUGGGUCUGCAGAAAAGGUUUCAUUUCCAAGAAUAACCUCCUUUGUCACCAAAUAACUCACACUGGAGGGAAACCAUUUAAAUGUGCAGAGUGUGGGAAAAGUUUCAGAAGGAAGUUAUACUUGACUUGUCAUCAAGUAACACACACAAGGGAGAUGAGGUUUAAACGACCGGAGUGUGGAAAAGGGUUUAUUCAGAAGGCACACCACACACAGCAUCAAGCAACCCACAAGGGGAAGAAACCACCCAAUGCGCGGAGUGUGGAAAAAUUUUCACUCAGAAGACAUCCCUCACUCGGCAUCAAGCAACCGUUCAAAUGCCUGGAGUGUGGGAAAAGCUUCACUUCGAAGAAAUCCCUCACUUGGCAUCAAGCCAAUCACAAUGGGAAGAAACCACACAAAUGCCUGGAGUGUGGAAAAGUCUUUAUUUGGAAGGCAGACCUCACUCGUCAUGAAACAACUCACACUGGGAAGAAACCUUUCAAAUGCCUGGAGUGUGGGAAAAGCUUCACUUCGAAGAAAUCCCUCACUUGGCAUCAAGCCAAUCACAAUGGGAUAAAACCACACAAAUGCCUGGAGUGUGGAAAAAGCUUUAUUUGGAAGUCACACCUCACUCAGCAUCAAGCAACUCACACUGGGGAGAAACCAUUCAAAUGCCUUGAGUGUGGAAAAGGCUUUAUUUGGAAGUCACACCUCACUCGGCAUCAAGGAACUCACACUGGGGAGAAACCAUUCAAAUGCCUGGAGUGUGGAAAAAGCUUUAAUCAGAAGGGAGACCUCAAACGGCAUCAAGCAACUCACACUGGGAAGAAACCACACAAAUGCCUGGAGUGUGGAAAAGGCUUUAUUUGGAAGGCAGACCUCACUCGGCAUCAAGCCACUCACAAUGGGAAGAAGCCAUUUAAAUGCCUGGAGUGUGGGAAAGGUUUCCGUCGGAAGGCAAAUCUUGGUCGUCAUCAAGCAACUUACAGAAGGCAGAAGCAGUUGAAGGUCUUACAUGACAUUAAAAAUCCAUAGCGAUGAGAAACCAUUGAUAUAUUUAGUGCCUGAAAAGUGUUUCAUUAAUGACUGUUACAGAACACCUUCUAUGCAAGAAUACAUAGAGAAUAAAUGGUUUAGAGUA